AUGUUUCGAUAUCCAUAUUUUUGUAGACUCAAUAAAUUUGUUUCAUGCUGCUUGGAACCUGGCAUCCUCAAUUUAGGUACCUGGCCUAAAAAUAUACAUAUUACAGCAGAAAAUUUUGAUGAAUAUGAAGUCCGUGAGCAAUCAUGCAAAACUGGAGCUCAGAAGUUAUGCCUAAAUCAAGAUGAAGAUCAUAAGGCUGUAGCUCAAUUACAUAUUCCAGUAAUGGUGAAGGAAGUUGUUCGUUGUUUAGCACCACUCAAAGGACAGAAUUUUCUAGAUAUGACAUUUGGUUCAGGAGGACACACAAGAGCCAUUCUACAUAAGGAAUCAGAUAUUACUCUGUAUGCCCUAGACAGAGACCCGACAGCUUACGCAAUAGCGAAAAAGCUUUCAGAAAUGUAUCCUAAACAGAUCCAAGCUCUGCUAGGCCAGUUCAGCCAGGCAGAAGCCUUAUUAACGAAAGCGGGCGUGCAGCCAGGGACUUUGGAUGGAGUUCUCUUGGAUCUUGGGUGUUCUUCCAUUCAACUUGAUGUUCCUGAAAGAGGUUUUUCCCUUCGGAAGGAUGGUCCCUUGGACAUGAGGAUGGAUGGUGAUAGGUAUCCUGACAUGCCCACCGCUGCUGAUGUUGUGAACGCUUUAGAUCAACAAGCACUUGCAUCCAUCCUGAGAACAUACGGGGAGGAGAAACAUGCCAAGAAAAUCGCUUCAGCAAUCGUUCAGGCACGCAGCAUCUACCCUAUCACCAGAACCCAACAGCUUGCCAGCAUCGUUGCAGGUGCAUUUCCUACCUCUGCUACUUAUGCACGAAAAGACUUGCUCCAGCGUUCUACUCAUAUUGCUACCAAGACGUUCCAAGCUCUUCGCAUAUUUGUGAACAAUGAACUCAAUGAGCUCUACACAGGACUCAAGACAGCUGAGAAGUUUUUGAGACCUGGUGGUCGCCUUGUUGCUCUUUCUUUCCAUUCAUUAGAGGAUCGCAUUGUCAAACGAUUCUUGCUUGGCAUAAGCAUGACAGAAAGGUUUAACCUAAGUGCUAGACAAAAGGUGUUACUAGGUUCAGGUCAAGAAAACAAGGAAGGUGCCUCUACAAGGGCUCCUUUAAUGUGGGAAUUGAUACACAAGAAAGUGCUUACUCCAAAAGAGCUAGAUGUGCAGGACAACCCCAGAGGGCGCUCAGCAAAACUCAGAGCAGCUAUCAAAUUAUAA
Molecule: messenger RNA, 1206 nt
Organism: Chrysochloris asiatica (Cape golden mole)
Lineage: Eukaryota; Metazoa; Chordata; Mammalia; Afrosoricida; Chrysochloridae
Gene: METTL15
Product: methyltransferase like 15
Exons: 5
Coding region: 1-1206 (401 amino acids)
Biological process (GO): rRNA base methylation
Molecular function (GO): rRNA (cytosine-N4-)-methyltransferase activity
Source: RefSeq, a predicted model, not a curated record